Molecule: messenger RNA, 1978 nt
Organism: Chenopodium quinoa (quinoa)
Lineage: Eukaryota; Viridiplantae; Streptophyta; Magnoliopsida; Caryophyllales; Amaranthaceae
Exons: 4
Coding region: 305-1630 (441 amino acids)
Source: RefSeq, a predicted model, not a curated record
UUCAGUUCAGUAAAUCAGAACAGGCCAUUAGUUUACACUAUCACAUGAAAUUAUGUUGAACUUCAUGUAAAAUUUCCUAUCCAUGGGAGAUAGAUCCAUUAUCUAAAAGAAAAAUUGGGAAAAAAAAAUUCAUAAUCAAAAUCAAAUAAAAAAUUCACAAUUAAUCAAAAAAAACCUCAAGUCCUCAACUUCUAUCAAAAAUCAAACCAACCCCAGGUGUUCUUACUCACUCACACACUCAAAUUCACACUCUCACUCUUUCUUACCCUUUAAACACAUUUCAGAGAGAGAAAAUCCCCAAAAAAUGGAGAGAGAAGGAGUUCAAGAGAGAAUGCAUUCUUCUCGAAGAACAGCAGUUUCAGGCGACGAUAAUGAGAACGAAGAAUCCGACGAUGAAUCAAAGACGAAGAAAACCGUCGCAUUUUCAACUCGUUUCAUCAACUUUGUUUCUCGUUAUGGUCUUCUUUGGCCUUGCCUUGCUUUCACUUUCAUCGUCGUUUUAUUCACUUCUUCCGUCGUUUUCUACACUCGUUCUCUUGUUUGUGUUUCUACUCCAAGUAGGGGCUUCUUUCAACCUCAUUCUCGUUUCGCUUUCUUUGGAUUUGAUGGGCUUGAUUCUGAUUUUGGAUCUCUUGGUGUCCCCUGGUGCAGAUCGAAACAUGGAAAAACAGUGGAAUGGACUUCCAAGGAUCUCAUCAGUGGACUGGAAGAAUUUAUACCUAUAUAUGAAACUCGGCCAAUCAAAAACAACAUGUUUGGCAUGGGAUUUGACCAUAGCUUUGGACUGUGGUUUAUUGCAAGGUGGUUGAAGCCAGAUCUCAUGAUAGAGAGUGGCGCUUUUAAAGGGCAUUCCACAUGGGUGCUGCGACAAGCUAUGCCGUACACUAGGAUAAUAUCAGUCACUCCCCGUCAUCCUGAGAAGUAUCUGAAGAAGGGUCCUGCUUAUGUUGAUCAAAAUUGCACAUACUUUGCAGGGAAGGACUUCGUAGAUUUUGGAAAUGUUGACUGGAAAAGUGUAAUGAAGAAACAUGGGGUUACUGAUCUCAGUCGAGUUCUUAUCUUCUUCGAUGACCAUCAGAGUGAACUAAAAAGAUUGAAACAGGCACUAAAGGCUGGUUUCAGACAUAUUGUCUUUGAAGAUAACUAUGACACAGGAACUGGAGAUCAUUAUUCCUUGAGACAAAUUUGUGAUCAAAGUUAUAUCAGAGGAGGAGGCCACAGUUGCUUCAAAGAAAGCGAUGAAGCUAGAGUAAGAGCAAAAAGGAAACCAUUCUGGGAGAAAGCACUGGAUAUCGAUGAACUCUGUGGGCCUAGUGAAUCAUGGUGGGGUGUAAGAGGCUAUAUGCGCGAUGACUUUAACCAUAGCAACAAGUUAAUCUCCUACUCUGAGCACUUCCAGAAUAGUAGAUUUGUGGAAUCAAUCUUAGAUAUCUAUUGGGAGGUUCCACCAGUUGCCGGUCCAUCUCUAACUCAUCAAACAAGAUAUGAUCCUGCUCGCUCUGUUCCGCCUAUUGUUGAAGAUGGUCAUUAUAACCUCUUCCAAAGGCUAGGUCUAGGUAGACUCGAAAGAUCUGGAUUUAAUGGGUACACUCAAAUGGUAUAUGUUCAGAUUUCCGAGCCUGAAUCUUAGGUUUGUCAGAAAUAUAUGCAGAGAAAAUAUUUGUUCAGAUUUUUGGCUUCUAUAUGCACACAUUCAGCUCAGUUAGGUAAUUUUACAGCAAUGAUAUAUUUCUUCUUUCACCUACCACUGUUCCAUUACCUUGUUCAAGUUUUGCAAUCAUAACUUAUAAUUUUCCACCCUCUAACCAGCAAAAUUAUUGAGUUAGUAUGUAAUUGAUUUCUUUGGCUAUGAUGUUAUAUAUAAAGUUUUUUUUUUUUUCUUUUGCUUUUGACUUCUUUGGUUAGGCAAGAUUUGCUAGAUACUGUAUCCUCUAAAUAUCAACUUGUUUAUUUCGAGUGUAAUAUUUUUCUCCUAUAU